Staurois parvus is the source of this 313-nucleotide messenger RNA. The record is from the annotation of a GenBank genome assembly. Lineage: Eukaryota; Metazoa; Chordata; Amphibia; Anura; Ranidae.
GCUUUAGUAAAUAAACCCCUAUGUGAGAAAAAAAAAUAAAAAAAUAUUCUGAACCAAUGGACUGCAGACACAGUACAGGAGGUGACCAGACACUGCGGACACAGUACAGGAGAUGACCAGAGACUGCAGACAGUACAAGAGAUGACCAGAGACUGCGGGCACAGUACAGGAGAAGGACCAGAGACUGCGGACACAGUACAGGAGAUGACCAGAGACUGCGGACACAGUACAGGAGAUGACCAGAGACUGCGGACACAGUACAGGGAUGACCAGAGACUGCGGACACAGUACAGGAGAUGACCAGAGACUGCGG